AACCAGAAGCUCAGCUCAGCAAUACACUCUCUCAUCUUCUUCAAUCUCUGAAAUGGCUUCAAAAUCCUUCAUUGUGUUCAGUCUUCUUCUUCUCAUGGCUCUCCUAAUCUCCUCUGAGGUUGCAGCUCGCGAGCUCGCUGAGGAAAACAAUAAAGAGAAGACUGAAACAGACAGUGGGCUACAAGAUCAGAAGUAUGGUGGUGGUGGUGGUUAUAAUCAUGGCGGAGGUGGCAACUAUGGCCACGGCAACGGUGGUUACGGCAAUGGCGGUUACGGCAACGGUGGUUACGGCCACGGCAACGGUGGUUACGGCAAUGGCGGUUACGGCAACGGUGGUUACGGCCACGGCAACGGUGGUUACGGCAAUGGCGGUUACGGCAACGGCGGCGGAUACCACAGAUAUCCCCCACGUUGCCACUAUGGUUGCUGCAGGAGAGGAUAUUAUGGAGGAUGCUCUUGCUGUGCUAGCGCUGAUGAGAUGCCAGAGGCUGCUUACCUGCCAGAGCACAACUGAGGAGGAGAUGCAUGUCAUAGCAAGCAUGCCUUAGUAUGUGUUGUGUUGUUUCAUUAAGCUAUAUGACUUCAGUUUUAUGUAUGUUUCAAGUUUAUUGUGUGGAGUGUCGUUUCAAUGUGCUAAGUUUAAGGUUUAGUAUGGGAGUGUUGUUUCAUUAAGCUAGUUUCAUCUUAGUAUGAGUAGAAAAUAUUAUGUUUGGAUGAUGGACGUCUACGACAUGAUGCGAUUCACAUCCAACGUAAUAUUUUCUUUAAUACUAGAAUAAAAGAAGGUGAUAUGAUUUGUAGUUAAAAGAGCACUAGUGCUUGUGCUCUAGUUGUGGCCAUUAAGUUAAUUUCAGCUUAUGUUAAUAGUGUGUUGGCUUU
Messenger RNA from Phalaenopsis equestris, 879 nucleotides. RefSeq names its product cold and drought-regulated protein CORA-like. The record is from RefSeq and is a predicted model, not a curated record. The transcript has 2 exons. The coding region runs from base 53 to 514 and encodes 153 amino acids. Lineage: Eukaryota; Viridiplantae; Streptophyta; Magnoliopsida; Asparagales; Orchidaceae.